Messenger RNA from Verruconis gallopava, 2743 nucleotides. RefSeq lists its product as uncharacterized. Gene Ontology annotation, molecular function: phosphatidylinositol-4,5-bisphosphate binding. The record is from RefSeq and is a predicted model, not a curated record. Gene Ontology annotation, cellular component: cytoplasm; plasma membrane; TORC2 complex. The transcript has a single exon. Gene Ontology annotation, biological process: TORC2 signaling. Lineage: Eukaryota; Fungi; Ascomycota; Dothideomycetes; Venturiales; Sympoventuriaceae. The coding region runs from base 128 to 2650 and encodes 840 amino acids.
CCGCAAGCGUCUUAGGUCACCUACACCAUGUACUCCUGCGCCCUCGCAUAAGGCAGCUGGUCUGUUUUCGAAUUGAACGCAAUGAGUUGUUAUCGGUUGUUUUUGCGAUAAUACAUUCUAUUUCGAUAUGUCACUCCUUCAGAACGAAGAUUUCGUUCUGUACCAGUUGCGAACUGCGUACCUCUCCCACAUCAAGGACGGUGUUGGCGAGCGCCUGAUUUCGGUCGACACCACUGUCCUGAACGAUGCCGCAUUCCGCGCGGCAGGAUGGGUACCUAACGCUGCUGACAUAAAGCGCACGUACUCACCACCUAUCCCUACCGCUAUCACUGCCGAAUACUUUCAGGCUCCGCGGACUGCUGGAGUGCCUGGCGCUGAUUUCGGAGAAGAUGAGGAGGAAGGGGGCAUGGUUACAGGUGGUGCUCUGAGCAAUGAAACAGUAGGACCAGAUCUGCGGACACGAAGGAAGCGACGAAAGGAGCAAUUGGAGGAAGAUGACAGCAGUGAUCUGAGCGAUGAGAGCGAUGAAGAGGCGGAAAAUAGGCCAGUCAAUCAGAUUAAGUUCGCGAAAAUGCCCGUGAGAACUAGGGCUGGAUCGUCGCCUUUGCGCAGUGCGAACCACAUGGACGGUCCGUCGCUACUGGUAACAUCACCUUCCAAGCCUGGGGAAGAGAGCAGGCUGCGUCGAGGCUCGUUGGGUGCCAAUGAUGUCUUCAGAGGGCGACCGCGCAAGGACACAACAACUAGUAGCGAACUUUCUUCAGAGAACGAGCUCGAUGCUUCGUACUUCCAGCGGAAACAGGUCAAUUCAAGGAAAACGGCUAAAGCUAGCGUGCUUGUCUCCGAGCGUAUUCAGGAAGACGAGCGUGAAGGUGAUGAUGAGGAGCUUGGAAGUGUUGACGAAGGAGGAGAGUCGGACAGCUCAUUAGAUUCUGAUUUUGAAGGCACGGCUGACUCCACUUCGAUGCUGGCUGAUGCUCAUGCUCUCGACUCUUUGCCCAGGAAACUUACUAGUAUACCUGUUAUUGCCACACCUGGGAGUUCGUCGCCCAGGAAACCUAGAAUCCCUCAGCAAUCAUCUCUUACCAUGGAAGCAUUGCCACCACCACGACCGAUAAGUGUAGUAGCGCCGGUCAGCGCUCUUACACUUGCCUUGAAAGCGAAGAACAAAGCACCAGUGAGCCCCUUCGACAGAUUUGCCACGCUCUCAGCCAAAGCAGACCUAAACCCGUUGUAUAUUAAAAUUUAUGUCCCUUCAUCAUCAAAACCCACCAAACCCAUGGAGAUUCUCUUGAAGCGUUUCGGAGAUGGUGGCAGCCCCGUAACCGUGGCUCAGGCAAUUGGCUUCGCUCUUUACAGAUAUGGAGAAGAGAAGCUCGAACCCCCCAUUAGCGCGAAGAAGAUGAACGUAAAUUGUUGGAACUUUCGCAUGAUAGAAGAUGACGAAGUCGAUUACGACUUCCCCGCGUUAGCUAGAACACGGCCAAUGACCGAAUUCACCUCUAGCAACAACCGCCCUGCAAGAGGACGGUCUCGAGAAAAGCCGUGGGAUGAAUUUGGUCUGGUAGAAGCUAGCGAGAGUGAGUUUCAAGAGAACGAAAGACAGACGCCCGAGUACAGCAAGCAAGCUGCAGAGGCCUUGGCCAUGACUGAAGAAACCUCGUCCUUAGCACCUGCAUCGCAGGCCAGUCUUAACGCCCCUAGUGCUCAGCCAGCACUUUCUACGACACCAACCCCAGUUUCGUUUCGAAAUCCGAUCACAGGUCCUUCGUUCGCACCAGCACCGUCCUUGCGACAUGAACCACCUAAACCACCUAUGGACGCUCCUGCCGCCCCAACAUCGACUGCGGCUAUGAGAUCGGGGGCGCCGAAGGCUCUCACUAUUCACUAUACUGACGAGAAUUUCCUCACACGUAGCACGAAGAUCGAAGUUACGUCGGAUACAUACAUUGCUGAAGUGUUCGACGCUGUCUGCAAGCGCCUUGGUGUCGAGAAAGCUCUGCAUGUGCUGAAGGUAAGCGGAAGUACCGUUGUUGCGCCGCCGGACCGGACCCUCGAGGCACUGGGCGAUCGCACCGAUCUGGAUCUCGUGCGACGCCGCUUCGUCGGAGACGGGGUGUUCGGCCUCGCUGGGUCACCAGGUAGCAGCUCCCCGAACGCACCGCUCUUCAUUGGGCCUGGCGGAACACCUAAGAAGGGCGGCAAAAAAGCAGGGCCACUAGCUGCCGCAACGACUUUGCCUGGAGCAUCACGCUUCGAGUCUCUGGCAGCACUGUCCGGAAACGCGACUUAUAAGCGUUACAACGUUCUGCGCAAGCAACCUAUGUCAUUCGCGCGCGAGGCGUCUCGGAUUUUGGCCCUAGACGGAGAGUAUAUUCACAUCAUGCCAUCCUCAUCUGAGCACCAUCCUACCAACCAAAAAUUGUUCGAGGGCACAGGAAAGGUGACGACGAUACAUUUCUCGAGCGUGGUGGGUUGUAAAGUCAGCAGGCGACAUCCUAAGACGUUCAGGCUGGUCGUGUACAAGGAAAGGGAGUCUAAGAGGUACGACUUCGAGGCGGUCAGUGCCAGUGAAGCUGCGGAGAUCGUGGCGGAGAUCAAGAAGGGAGUGAAUAAGUUCCAGGAGAACCAAGCUCUAAUCGCCGGUUGACUGAAGGAAGAAGAUGGGCUAAGAGAGCAAAGUACUAUUGACUAGCAAUUUUUUUUCGGCACUCCGAAUGGCAACAAGAAAGCAUUUUUAGCA